UGUAACACAGGCAGAUAGUCAGUCGGUCUGUCGGAUGCGAUGUUCUUAUAUUUAUAACUGGCAAAGACGUGUACUAAUUCAUGCAAAACGUAUGAAGAUCAGAUUUACUGGAACUAAAGAAGACGUAACAAGAUAAGAUGGCACUUUCAAGCAGAGGGAUAUCAUUUUUGAGGGCAGGAGUUGGACGACUUCAAACUCAGGCAACGUGCAGUUUAGCUACAUCAUCUCGACACAAUGCAAGUGCUGAUAAAAAUGAUCCUCUGAAGGAUGAAGAUAGGAUAUUUACCAAUCUCUAUGGCAGACAUGACUGGAAGCUAAAAGGAGCAAUGUCAAGGGGAGACUGGUACAAGACCAAGGAAAUUCUGCUGAAAGGACAUGAAUGGAUAUUAAAAGAGAUAAGAGACUCUGGUCUAAGAGGAAGAGGUGGUGCAGGCUUUCCAACUGGUAUGAAGUGGGGUUUCAUGAACAAGCCAUCGGAUGGAAGACCUAAAUAUCUGGUAGUGAAUGCAGAUGAAGGGGAACCAGGUACAUGUAAAGACAGAGAGAUAAUGAGGCAUGACCCUCACAAGCUAGUAGAAGGCUGUCUGGUUGCUGGCAGAGCCAUGGGAGCUAGAGCAGCUUACAUCUACAUUCGUGGAGAGUUCUACAAUGAGGCCUCAAACAUGCAGCUUGCUAUUAAAGAGGCUUAUGAAGCAGGUUUUCUUGGAAAGAAUGCAUGUGGAUCUGGGUAUGACUUUGAUGUCUACAUGCAUAGGGGAGCUGGAGCUUAUAUCUGUGGAGAAGAAACCGCCCUGAUUGAAAGUCUAGAAGGCAAACAAGGCAAGCCCCGUCUUAAGCCUCCUUUUCCUGCCGACGUUGGUGUCUUUGGUUGCCCUACCACUGUGGCUAAUGUAGAGACAGUCGCUGUUGCACCAAUCAUCUGUAGGAGGGGAGCUUCGUGGUUCGCUGGCUUUGGACGUGAACGCAACCAGGGCACCAAACUCUUCAACAUCUCAGGCAAUGUGAACACUCCCUGUACAGUGGAGGAAUCCAUGUCUAUUCCUCUGAAGGUCUUGAUUGAGAAGCAUGCUGGUGGUGUAGAAGGUGGAUGGGAUAACCUGUUAGCUGUCAUACCUGGUGGCUCAUCUACCCCUCUAAUCCCUAAAGAUGUGUGUGAUGACGUGUUGAUGGAUUUUGAUGCCCUGGUUGCCGCUCAGACUGGUCUUGGUACUGCUGCCGUCAUCGUGAUGAACAAGCAGGCUGAUGUUGUCCGAUCUAUUGCAAGGCUCAUGGAGUUUUACCAGCAUGAGAGCUGUGGACAGUGCACACCAUGCAGAGAAGGAACUGGCUGGAUGACCAAGAUUACUAACAGAUUUGUGGAAGGCAAUGCCAAGCCAGACGAGAUUGAUAUGUUGUAUGAGCUGAGUAAGCAGAUUGAAGGUCAUACUAUCUGUGCACUCGGGGAUGGUGCAGCAUGGCCCGUACAGGGUCUUAUUCGUCACUUCCGCCCAGAGCUAGAAGCUAGGAUGAAACGGUUCCACGAGGCCAAGCAGAAAGCAUCAGCCACUGCAUAAAGCCUGCCAAUGUACAUCAAGUGAUAUCAACCUAUCUAUUAAAAUCAGAUAUGAUAUUGAAUCUAUGGAAUUAACAAUAGAUCAAGUCUUUGUAUAGCAAUGCCUUGAAUUAUCAGGGGAUGGUUCACAGAGAAUAGAAGAUCAAAGUCUGACCGAAGGUCACACCCGAUUCACCUCCCAUAGGCUCAGAACAAUGCAGUGGUGUGUGACAUACCAUAAGUAACUGCAAAAAUUAAGUGUGAUUCAUAGAUAUUUUUGAAACACCUUUAAUUUCAAACUGUUGAAUGAUAUUGAGAUCAUUCAUAAUUUUUCGCUAUCCAUGUAUCACAAUGGAUAAGGGGGAAUAUGUUCGUUUACAGAAUUAUCAAUUUGGUUUAACUAUUUCUCCUGGUUUACUUAAUAGUGCAUAACCUGUUAAAUACAUUGUAAAAAGACACCGAUAUAACUGGAUGGUAUAUUCUUAUUGUAUUAUAUAUUAUGUCUUCACCAACAUAGUGAUCUAUACUGUAAUUUCCUGUUAUUUUAUAUAAAGAUGUAGUAAUU
Molecule: messenger RNA, 2096 nt
Organism: Lytechinus variegatus (green sea urchin)
Lineage: Eukaryota; Metazoa; Echinodermata; Echinoidea; Temnopleuroida; Toxopneustidae
Product: NADH dehydrogenase [ubiquinone] flavoprotein 1, mitochondrial-like
Exons: 13
Coding region: 138-1553 (471 amino acids)
Biological process (GO): mitochondrial electron transport, NADH to ubiquinone
Molecular function (GO): FMN binding; NADH dehydrogenase (ubiquinone) activity; 4 iron, 4 sulfur cluster binding
Source: RefSeq, a predicted model, not a curated record